CUCAUCUUCAGUUGAGAAACUCCUCUCUGCCGAGAAGCAUUAUGGCGACUGCAAGCCCAGCAAAAUGCCUUCAAGAUGAAGCUACUUGUUCAAUCUGUCUAGACUACUUCCAGGAUCCUGUGAUGAUCAGCAAUUGUGGGCAUAAUUUCUGCCGAACCUGCAUCAUCGAGUAUAAGAAGUCUGAUAUUAAUAUCUGCUGCCCAGAGUGCAGACGAUCUUUUUCCCGGGAACAUCUUAAACCCAAUAGACCCCUGGGGAGAAUGGCAGAGGCAGCUAAACAACUCAGUUUGCAGAUCAACAGCCCAGCAAAGAAGAGAAUGUGUCUGAAACAUAAGCAGCCUCUGAUCCGCUUCUGCAAAGAAGAUGAGACCCUCCUUUGCUGCCUCUGUGAGGAAUCCAAGGCUCACCGAAAUCACACGGUUGUUUACGCAGAAGCUGCUGCUGCGGAUUACAAGAUGAAACUUCAGAAACGUCUAGAGAACCUGAAGAAAGAAAAAAACAAAAUUCUGUCAGUCAAAUCAAAUGGAGAAAAGCCAAGCCAGGAACUACUGAAGGAAAUGGAUGACAAAAAGUCGUCGAUGGUAUCUGAAUUCCAACAGAUAGUGCAGUUUUUGAAGGAAAAAGAGCAAUUCCAGUUGAGCAGGUUGGGAGAACUGGAAGCGGAGACUGAGAGGACAAGGAAAGAUUAUGGGAAUAAAUUUGAUGAUGAAAUAUCCUACAUCACCAAUCUGAUUGGUGAGAUAGAAAAGAAGAAUGGCCAACCACCCAGUGAAUUUCUGGAGGAUAUUGGAAGCAUAUUGGAUAGAUGUGAAAAGGAGAAAUUCAAGUUUCCACCUCCACCUGAUACUUCAGAUAUAAAGAAAAGGCUUGAGCAGUUCUCUCAACAAAGUACAGGCGAGCAAAGUACUCUGAGAAAAUUCAGAGCCCUCCAACAGCAGCUGCAGGAGGAAGAGAGGAGACAGCAAAUGGGGAGGAACGUUGCUGCCUCUGCAGGCGCCAGGCGGGGGAGAAACCCAGCGCAGGAAAUGCAGGAAGAACUCCAGCAAGUUGUCAUCAGUCGCUUGAGAGCCCUCCAACAGCAGCUGCAGGAGGAAGAGAGGAGACAGCAAAUGGGGAGGAACGUUGCUGCCUCUGCAGGCGCCAGGCGGGGGAGAAACCCAGUGCAGGAUAACAUGUUGAGACCAAGAUGGAUUAAAGAAAAUGUGUAUCUGGAUCCAGAAACAGCUCAUCCUCGGUACAUUGUGUCUCAAGACGGGAAAAGUGUCGAAUGGGGAGAAAUCCGUCAGGAUUUUCCCUACAACCCAAAGCGAUUUCAGUAUGCUCGUUGUGUUCUUGGUUGUGAGGGAUUCACCUCAGGGAAACAUUAUUGGACAGUGAGCGUAGGGGAUGGAGACUAUUGGGCUGUGGGAGUGGCCAGAGAGUCUGUGGAGAGGGGGGAGGAAAUUGAUUUUGAUCCUGAUGAGGGGAUCUGGGCUUUGGGACGUUACGAUGAUCAAUAUAAGGCUCUGACUUCCCCUCCUACUCUUUUGGAGCUAGACUAUGAGCCAACAGAGAUCCAGGUUUCUCUGAAUUAUGAAGCAGGAAAAGUGCAUUUUUAUGAUGGAGAAGAUAAGACCCGCAUCUAUACUUUCGAUGCUGAUUUUGAAGGGGAGGCAAUUUUCCCUUUUUUCCGGAUUGUUGAUUCAUCAACUUGCCUCCAGCUCUGUUCUUAAAACACAAGAGGAAGUCAUGACUAAGCACCAGUGGUGCACCUAGGUAAUUUUGGCUCCCGGACUGCCCAUGCUGUGAGGCCUCCCCCAUAAAAAAGAAACCUGCUUUUGGGGACCUCUCGCUGCCACCCCGCACCCUCCCCGCUGCUGUCCCGCCACACCAAACCUCCGAUUCCCCCGCCACCCAUAAUUUUAGCUACCAUGUGCCUGUCCAAGGGGUGGCAGCCAGGGAGCCAAGCAGACCUCCCCCGGCCCCAUGGCGGUGGCAGAUGGAGCAACUGCUGGGCCUUCCGUCUGCCCCUGCAGCUCUGGAGAACUGAGAGGCACUCCAGUGCAACUGCACAGUUGAAAUAAAUCAUUGCAUGCCCGUGACAUAAAAGGCCUGCUCAGUUCACCCCCCCCCCACCCCUCAGCUGCACACACAGUUGCUAAGUUAUGGGGCGGGGGUGUCAGGAGGGCCCCCAGACCUUGGAGACUACACACUGGGGCCUCACGGUCCAGGGUAAGAGUGCCUCUGCUAAGCACCACUAAAAUCAGUGAAACAAGCAGGGCUGGAUUAUGACAUGCUGAGGCCCCAAGAUAUAUUAAGCUUUAAAGGCACCAUAGCAUUACAGUAAAUAUAUUGUAACAAAAAACACAAUGAACUAACAAAGCUUUAUUUUUACUUAGCAAAGAUGGAAUGAAAAACUAAUAAUCUUGCAGCAAAUCGUAUUUGCCUUUAAAUGAAAAUAAAUUAUGUAAGACUUGAAAUCAUCUUAACAAAUAAUAGUAAUCCAGAGGCCCCUCAUAAUGUGAGGCUGUAAUCUGUAGCUAACUUACCUUGUGCUUAAAUCAGCACUUGAAACAAGUUAAUCAUGACUAAUUUGUACCAUUAAUUUAAAUAAGGAACGACUAACCUUCUUUGUUUACCACUCAUUGUCAUUGGCUUCCGAUCAGCCAUGAUUGUUUUAUGUUCUUCCUUGAUAAUGGCCAAACAAGGUAAAAAAUUACACACCUUGUUUUUGUUUUAAAUUAAACUUGAAAAUUCAUAUUUGCUUACUUCUGAUAGAAGUAUAGUGGUUAUCAGUUAAGAUUCUUCUUUUGGAUGUAUGCCUUUUUUUCUCAUUUUAGUUCCUUUUUUGUUAUUUGAAUUAAAUCAGUCUCAGUACAUGAUACAUUUCUGCUUGUAAGGAAUUAGACUAUUUGGAAUGUUUAUUCUGAUAUUAUUGGCACCCUUAAAAUUUUUAGUAGUUACAAGAGGGUCUCAUUAAUCGGGGCUCCAGCAUUUGCGGUUUCAUGUAUCCACAGUCAGAUCAUUAUCACCUGACCUCGGCAUAUGUGGAAAAAAUGGGGAUGGGGUUUAAACCCAUGUAUCCGUGGAUCGGGGUGGCCAGAAAUGACUUCAAAGGUCAUUUCCGGCUGCCAUUUUGAGCACUGGAGCCAUUUUAUAGCUCAUUUCCUUCUAAACUGGCAGCAAAACCCAUGAUUUUCAGCCUAUUUUGGAUGCCAUUUUGGCUUGUGGACAUGGUAGGGCACAUGAUAGAACACAGUGGGUAUUAAGGUUGGGGGGGGAACCACAAUUUUUGGCUGAUUUUGGGCAGUCUCGAACCUAACACUCACAUUUCCAUAGCUCUAAUAACCCAGUAUCCGUCCCCCCGGAACCAAACCCCCGCAAAUAUUGGGGUUCUCUUAUAUUUACAUUCCAAAAUCAUCUAAGAGCAUUAGGGACCUUUCAGAGUGGGUUUUGGAACACACUCAGAUCCUAAACAGGUUUACUUAGAAGAUAUUACCACUAUGGUCAGUGUGGCUUUAUUCCCAAGUUAGUGUGCAUAGGAUUGCAGGCGUAAUCCUGAAGAAGCAGGAUAAGAGUCCCAAAAUGCCCAUGCAACACAUUUACCCAAGUAACUUUGCACAAAACAUAGUCUUAUUACUUGCUUAUAUGCAAAAAUUAUUAAUUGCAUUGAAAUUUCGAUAUAUUUCUGCUUUACCAAUUAUAUUUUGUUUAUAGCAACUAGUGUCACUGAAUUCUUUCAACUGUUUCAUCAUCCCAUCAAUACAGUUUUUGAAUUACUUUUAA
Molecule: messenger RNA, 3765 nt
Organism: Hemicordylus capensis (graceful crag lizard)
Lineage: Eukaryota; Metazoa; Chordata; Lepidosauria; Squamata; Cordylidae
Product: E3 ubiquitin-protein ligase TRIM39-like
Exons: 10
Coding region: 42-1712 (556 amino acids)
Molecular function (GO): zinc ion binding; protein binding
Source: RefSeq, a predicted model, not a curated record